GGGAGAGAGAAACAUCGAUGUGAGAGAGACACAUCAAUUGGUUGCCUCCUGCAUGCACCCUGACUGCAGCAGGGAAUGAACCUGCUACCAACCCAGGUAUGAGCCCUUGAAAGGGAAUUGAACCUCCAACCCUUUAGUGCUUGGGCUGGUGCUUUAACCAUUGAGCCACACCGCCAAGGCACAUUUCCUCCCUUCAACAGAAAACUAACCCCAGAUCUCAUUGCUUCCUUAACUAAUUUCCCUUCCUCCCAUUUCCAGAAGAAAGAGGUUGCAGACAACUGAUCCUUUCAUUAUUCCUAGGUGCUAACCUGUGAGAUGUCCUUAAUGGCACAUCAGGUUGUUACUGCUUGGGACAUAGUUAUAGAAUAAGGGCUCUUGCAGCUGCUGGUAUAAAUAGCUGAUUUCAUAGCCACCCCAGGUUACUAUUGGGGUGUUGGCAUGUCAGAGAGAUAGAGCGGGAGAAGUUGAAACUUAGCCUAUGAUGUCAGUCACGCAUUCACACCUCUGUUUCCUAGUAAUCCCAACGUCCUAUUAAGGGAGUGGUUAAGAGAUCUGUGACCUUGGGCAGGUUACUUAACAUCUCAGUCCCUCAGUUUUUCUCACUUGUCAAAUGGGAAUGAUAAUAGUCCCUACCAAAUAGGAGAUUAAAUAAGUUAAUAUUUAAAAAGCACUUUGAACACAAAGAGCUAUUAUUGUCAUUUUAUUACUACUGGCAUCCAUUCUCACCUUCCCCAUUUUUUCUUUAUGUUUCUUGUCAUUUCACAGCAAGUAGACAUAUUUAGAAAUAGACAUAAAGUAAAAGAAUCAAGGAAAUAGGAGAGUUUAAUGUUAAGACUGAGGGCAGUAAAAGGCUGAACACAUGCAGACCCAAAGGCCUUACUUUAUUGCUUUGGUUAAACCUCAGACUUGGCAUUGAGGGAAAGGAAGGGCAGUUUGUUGCAAUGUUGUCCUUGUCCAGAAGGAAAACACUGACUGCAUUCUCAGAAGCCGAGCUUGUGCUGGCACCUCAAAGGAAUUCUGUGUGGGGCCUGCUUCUUCCCACCCCCAGUCGGUUUGACUUGACUGUUGCAGGACACGUAGUCUCCUCUGGGCUCUCCCCAUGCUCCACUCUCUUUCAUCUCAAAUAUCUUUCAUGUCGUCGCUGCUGCUAUGAAUGACAAUUAGUAAGUUACUCCUUUGACUCUAGAGCAAGGGUUCUUAGUGGGGUGGCUCUGAACUCUUUGGAGAAAUCCAUGGAAUGGUGAGAAGGUUCAUAAAUUACCUGAGAUUGUAGGCAAAAAUUUGUUUGUAGUAUUUUUUCUGGCAAGGAAAUCCAUAGCAUUUGUCAGAUUCUCAAAGAUCUUCAGGACAUAAAAAGGUUAAUCAUUGCUACAGGAGAAAAUCUAAAUUCCUUCAUAGUAACAGUCAUUUAUUGAGCACUUACCAAGUACCAGGCACUGGAUUAAGUCUGUACAUAUAUCUCUUUAGUCCUCACUACUACUCUGUGAGGGGGAUACUGCUGUUACUUCCAUUUUACAGGUGAAGACGCUGAAGCUGGGCAUUUUCCCAAGAUCACACCGCUAGUAAACAAGGGUCUAAAUGCAGCGGUCUGGUUCCAGCAUUCAGCGUUCAGCUGACGAUAACAGGGUAACAUCCUUCAAAGACCUCAUUCAUGACCAAGAUGAAGAUGAGGAAGAGGAAGAGGGCCAGAGGAGCAGGUUUUAUGCUGGAGGCUCGGAGAGAAGUGGACAGCAGAUUGUUGGUCCUCCCAGGAAGAGAAGUCCCAAUGAGCUGGUGGAUGAUCUAUUUAAAGGUGCCAAGGAACAUGGAGCUGUAGCUGUGGAGCAAAUGACCAGGAGCCCUGGAGAGACCAGUAAACCAAAACCAUUUGCUGGGGGUGGCUACCGCCUUGGGGCAGCACCAGAGGAAGAGUCUGCUUACGUAGCAGGAGAAAGGAGGCGGCAUUCCAGUCAAGAUGUUCAUAUAGUGUUGAAGCUCUGGAAGAGUGGAUUCAGCCUGGACAAUGGUGAACUCAGAAGCUACCAAGACCCAUCUAAUGCCCAGUUUCUGGAGUCAAUCCGCAGAGGGGAGGUGCCAGCAGAGCUGCGGAGGUUAGCUCAUGGUGGACAGGUGAAUUUGGACAUGGAGGACCAUCGAGAUGAGGACUUUGUGAAGCCCAAAGGAGCCUUCAAAGCCUUCACUGGCGAGGGUCAGAAACUGGGCAGUGUCCUGACAGGAUCCUCUCUCCUCAGCACUGCACCCCAGGUAUUGAAUACCGUCUUUCCAGCCCAGCAAGCAGAAAAUGAAGCCAAAGCCAGCUCUUCCAUCUCCAUCGACGAGUCACAGCCUACCACAAACAUCCAAAUACGGCUUGCUGAUGGCGGAAGGCUGGUGCAGAAAUUUAAUCACAGCCACAGGAUCAGUGACAUCCGACUCUUCAUUGUGGACGCCCGGCCGGCCAUGGCCGCCACCAGCUUUGUCCUCAUGACUACUUUCCCGAACAAAGAGCUGGCUGACGAGAACCAGACCCUUAAGGAAGCCAACCUGCUCAACGCCGUCAUCGUGCAACGAUUAACAUAACCACCCGGCCCUGCCAGGUGGCCUCACCUUCCUGUGUUUCCCAUGGCCAGCUGCCCCGUGGAGACUGCCCCUCCCGCCCCCUCUUGAACACCCAGCAGUCCAGUGCCGUCUCCUCCGUAGCUCUGGGUUCUUAGAUCUCCGUUGGACAUUUGUUUUCUCCUUAGUUGCAUUUCCUGGGUUUUUGUGACGAUCAAUGGACUUUAAAGAAAAAAAAUAAAAACAGCUAAAAAAAUGGAAGGAAUAUCA
Myotis myotis is the source of this 2805-nucleotide messenger RNA. It is a transcript of the gene NSFL1C, whose product is annotated as NSFL1 cofactor. NCBI's taxonomy places the organism in Eukaryota, Metazoa, Chordata, Mammalia, Chiroptera, Vespertilionidae. The transcript is spliced from 9 exons. Gene Ontology annotation, biological process: autophagosome assembly; membrane fusion; Golgi organization. Gene Ontology annotation, cellular component: cytosol; nucleus. Bases 1579 to 2559 code for a protein of 326 amino acids. Gene Ontology annotation, molecular function: ubiquitin binding. The record is from RefSeq and is a predicted model, not a curated record.